CAGACAAAUUGAAGGCCAAAGGAUAGCCUUCAUUGUUAUCCGUCCUUCAGCUAGAGAUGUCUCAAAUCACUAAAAGAGACGCGGAUACCGCGUUUGAGGGCGCCGAAAAUAGUAGCCCUCACGCACUUAAACGGCAGAGGAAACGCAAAAAUCGCACCAAGGAAGACAAAGAUAUUCCACAACAGCCAGAGACCGGCUCUUCCCCUGCGCCGCCUUCUUCGGCAAAGCGGAGGAAGAAUCAGGUUGUGACGCCCCAGAAACAUGUCUCUAGUCCGGCACAAGCAUCAAGAACGACAGACAGCAUCACCAAAGCAUCAAAGCCUCAUGCCGAGACAUUGGUGCAGGAGUCGAAGUCCGUGGACGAUUUGAUCGCCGGGUUGACCAAUGUCGGAGAUGACAACAAGAAGUCCUUGGUGAAGAACAACAAGAAGAAGAAGAAGCAACAGAAGGCCUCGCAGGUGGAGAAGAGCAAAAGGAUACACACGGAUGGCGGUAUGAAUGCCUGGGAGCUAUCAUCGAGCACGGGAGGCUUGUUCAUCAAUCAGGACCCUCUUUUGACUGAGGACGACCAGUUCUUGAUACUACCGACUCACUCCGAAAUUCAAGUCUACGCUACCAAGACCUCUCUUCUAGUCAGGAGUUUCCGUGUCGAUAACAAGUCGGAUAUCACAAGCUGUGUCAUCUCCAACGCUGAUCCAAGCAAAGUGUAUGUUACCAGCUCGAGGGGUCUCCUUUCGCUAUGGGAUUGGACAACUGGGGAAAGAAUCUGUCGUCAUGACACUGGUCAUGGACUGCAACAAGUCUUACCUCUUGUAGCCCCGGAUGGAAAGGAAACAAUACUCGCUCUACAGGAAGGGCAAGCCACCAAGUCCACUCUUGUGUUCGACUUCGAAUUCUCUACCCGCCAAUUUAAGCACUUGAAGACCGUGCUCCAGAAGGCCAACGUGGUGCCCAAUAUCAGAUCUUUCGCCGACGGAGCUGUCUUGGUUGCUUGUGCGGAUGAUAGGCUCCUGGUCGGCCAAUCACAACAUGACUCGGAAGGCAGGCUUGGGCUGGACUAUACAUGGCGUGAAGUGUCUGUUUCUGCGCCGAUUCUAAGUUUUGAUGCUCAGAUCAAUUUGGGGAAAGCGAAAAGUGGCAGAAAGGUGCCUUUUCUGGAUGUGGUGAUUGGUCUGAACAAUGGAGUCAUCGUUGCCUACGAAGACCUUCUCUUCAAACUUAUUGGCAAAGAGAAGAAGAACUCGAAAGACGAGGUGUUAGCCCGCAAGCUUCACUGGCACCGAAGUGGGGUCAACGCCGUCAAAUGGUCUCGCGAUCGCAAUUAUAUCAUUUCCGGGGGAAACGAAACCGUGCUUGUCAUCUGGCAGUUAGAUACAAACCAGAGGCAAUAUCUGCCGCAUUUGUCGACGCCUAUUCUUGGUUUGACAGUGUCUGCAACAGGAUCAGCGUAUGCGCUGCGGCUGGCUGACAAUUCGGUCAUGGUUUUGUCAACGGCAGAUUUGUUACCAUUUGCGAGCGUCAGCGGUCUCGCUUUGGGUCCUGCAGCCGCAAGUGCCUCUACAAUGGCACUGCACCCUACCACAGCCAAUCGACUAGUGGCUGCAGCUACUGGCGAUGCCGUCACGCAGGGUUCUCGCCGCCCGAAAAACUUGACCCUGCUUCAAGAAUAUGAUAUGGAGUCAAAUCUUCAAUUAGGCCGUCAGGCUUUGACGAGGAAUAUGACGACUGCGAAGAAUGUCGCGCCAUCUGGUGGGACUGUGAGAGAACCCAAUGUCACUCACCUUGGCAUUAGCCACGACGGAAAGUGGCUGGCAACGGUUGAUCAGUGGUGGCCAAAUGAGCAAGAUAUCGAGACAUUGUACAUCAGUACAGACGAUGCUCGAACUCGCGGUGCUGUUGUCGAGACCACUCUCAAAUUCUGGCGUUGGAAUGAGGACGAGAACACUUGGGAACUAGUAACUCGAGUUGACGAGCCUCACAAGCCCGGGGCUCUGUCUGUUCUUGGUCUGGCAGUCAACCCGACCAAGACCGAAUUCUCUACAAUUGGUUCGGAUGCCUCGAUUCGGAUAUGGUCGCCAAAAGCCCGACAUAGGAAUGGAGUACCCGUCAAGAACAAAUCCAGUGAGCAACUGUACACUUGGAGCAGCUCAAGGACGAUCAAAUGCGAUUCCGAGACGCAAGACCCUGAUAAACCAGCAGCCUUUGCAGAUUUGGCAUACUCUGAUGAUGCGUCUGUGCUGGCAGCGUCAUGGUCUGGUCCGGCGACGAGUCCUCGCUACGUCCAUCUCAUUGAUCCUGGGACGGGCCAGAUCUGCGUGUCGCUUCCGGACAUUCUGUCAUGGGUGAAUGGCAGACUUGCCUUUGCCGGGCGUUAUCUUGUUGCUGUUUCCCAGACUCUCAACAUCGUCAAUACCUUGACAACCCAGCUCGUUGCCAGUAUCGCCCUUGACCACGAGUAUGUCAGGCCAACCAGCCAAAGUCCGAGCCAUCUUGCCGUGAACAAACUGGAUGGAACUGUCGCCAUCAGCAUCUCGCGUGACAAAAUUCCUCGGGGUACGAAGCUGCUUGUCCUAAGCCUCCGUACCGGGGAGCUCCAGACUGUCUUCGAGACUUCGUUUACGGGGACACUGAAAGGCCUCCUCGCAUGCCCCACGGCACCUGGAUAUCUGCUUCUGGACGACAAGAAUCGUUAUCGAACACUCAAGCCAACAGGUGCAUCGGGUCCCAUCCACUCAGCUUUGGCGGAGACGCAACAGAAACAGGACCAUGGCCUAACUUCUCGGAGCCUGGAUAGUAUUUUCGGUCAUGGGCAUACCGCCGUCCCAGGCGAUGUUCCUCCAGCUGCUGUUGAAGGGCGAAGACUUCUGACUGCAGGAGAGGCCAUCAAAGACUCGAAAUCUACUGCUACAGGUUUAGACGGCGUGUUGAACAUAAUCACGUCGGCAUCUGCGCCAUCUCCGGAACAACUGUUCGAGAGGGUCGUGCAAGCAGUAGCACGGGCGUAAGAUGUGACGGUUAGGAGUUACGAGGUUGGUUGAAGAUGCGGUGGCUGAUACCGAACUGGGUGAAACGGGAUGGCCAUACUACUAUCCUCGGAACUUGUAGACAAAAUGAGAACCACUUUACUGAGAAUUGUUUUUCUCUGACCAUCCCUGUCAUCAGGGGCAAAUGCUCCGGUACACAGUACUUGGUCGCAAGCAGCGGAGAUAGAAUAAUGACUAAGCAGAUUACCAGCUGCCGGUGCAUGUGAUUGGUGGAGGAGCGGAAAAACAUGAAUCGCGGCCGGCGAUAGUUUGAUGCGGGGUCCAGCCUCCCGGAUUCGCAGAGCAGAGCUAGCUACGCUGCAGUGCAGUCGCAGUUCGCUGUACCGGAUCCCGAG
Molecule: messenger RNA, 3379 nt
Organism: Exophiala dermatitidis NIH/UT8656
Lineage: Eukaryota; Fungi; Ascomycota; Eurotiomycetes; Chaetothyriales; Herpotrichiellaceae
Exons: 1
Coding region: 57-3005 (982 amino acids)
Biological process (GO): positive regulation of transcription by RNA polymerase I; positive regulation of rRNA processing
Cellular component (GO): nucleolus
Molecular function (GO): RNA binding; protein binding
Source: RefSeq, a predicted model, not a curated record